This is a messenger RNA of Knipowitschia caucasica, 582 nucleotides long. The record is from the annotation of a GenBank genome assembly. Lineage: Eukaryota; Metazoa; Chordata; Actinopteri; Gobiiformes; Gobiidae.
AUGGAGAGAGUUUCGAGAAAGGGGGCCGUCUUGGAUGGUGGGGGCGGUGAAGGGGCGGAGGUGUGGGACGAGCUGGGGGUGGGGGGGGCGCGAGGGAUUGUUCGUCGGGUCGAUCUGGCGGAGCAGAGUAGGUUCGAGAUCGAUGUCCCGGGAGGUUGCCUGGGUGUGAGUGUAGGGGAUAGGUGCUUGGGAUGCGGAGAGAAUCGGGGGGCGGGGGCUGAGAGAAAGAAGCGGCUUGGGGUGGGAGGAAGGGCUGGCGGGUUGUGGGGGGGUAGUCGGGGGGGUGGGGCGGGCCUGGGGGAUGUAGGAUUUGGGAGAAAGCUGGGUUGCUCGGAGACGGAUGGGGGUUUUCGACGGGGGCGUUGUGGGGGUACGGGGGGAGAUGCGCUGGCGGUGGAGCGGGGGUGCGAGGGGGGAGAGACGCAUAGUAAAACUUGGUGGGUCCUGGUGAGCCUCGGGGUUUGGGGCGCCGUGGUCGCUCAUUAUGGGAGGAAGGAAGCUAUGGUUGGGGAGGGGUGGAGGGGGUGGGGGGGGGGUGGGGAGCAGGGGGGGCUAUUGGGGGCCUCGGGGGGGGGGGGGUGA